This is a messenger RNA of Physella acuta, 4682 nucleotides long. Its product is annotated as serine/threonine-protein kinase TBK1. Gene Ontology annotation, cellular component: cytoplasm. Lineage: Eukaryota; Metazoa; Mollusca; Gastropoda; Physidae. The record is from RefSeq and is a predicted model, not a curated record. Gene Ontology annotation, molecular function: protein serine/threonine kinase activity; ATP binding. Gene Ontology annotation, biological process: peptidyl-serine phosphorylation.
UAAGUAGGGCGGUGACGAUAACACAGGCUGAUAACACUUGAUAACACGCGGUAACGCGAGGUUCUCGUGGAUGGGGCGAUGGGAAGUCAACAACGUCAUAUUUUGCGAGGCAUUUACAAACUGGCGUCAGAGGCAUCCCAGCUUUGCGAUGAUAUCUGUUAAGGGACAAGUGAUAGAUUGGGCCUUAUGUAUUUUAAGGCACAGCAAUCACCAUUGACAAUAACUAGCCACAUGAGGCUAAUGAGAAACUACGGUGAUAUUCACUUUACAUUGAAUGAUCCCAUUUUCCGGCAUCUUGUUAGGCCGCUAGGACUACGGAAACAGUUACUAUUGUGGAGUGAAAUGCUAAUAGUGUAUUGUUUUACAAAUAGUUUAGUAAAACAAACAUAGAACAAAUAGGAGGAGCCUGUCACCUGAAGUAGUUUUUUAAAUUAGAUUUAUUUUUUUUAUAACGGGUCAUAACCUUACAGUUAGCUUACAUUAUCAAUUUUUUUCUAUAUAACUAUUGGAACUGCUAUAGUAUUUGAAAGUUGUAUCGAUAUAUAUUUUUUUAUUGAUUAUAUAUUCAAAAAGAAAUACUGUGUAUAUUUUUUCUUGGUGGAUGUUCUGUGUACAUUUCAUUUUAAUCGAAUACUUUACAAACUUAUAUUUGGCCCUUGCUUAAAUGGGACAUUUUAUUCUGCUUGCUGAAGUGAAGGAAUUUUCAUACCAUUAUCUUGAUGUGCAUCCACGUCAAUUAGAUGACAUCGUCUUACCCUGUUAUUAAAGGCACUCUGGUGAGCUCUGAGAACUACACAUGGAAUACAGCCGAUUCACUUGGGAGAGGGGCUAGUGCCAUUGUUUACCUAGGUCGACAUAAGAAAGAUGGUAGAGUAGUUGCCGUGAAAGUUUUCCAUGAUUAUGUCAGCCAAAAGGAGGAUGACAUCCGUGAGCUGGACCUACUGAGACGCCUGUCACACGACAAUAUUAUCAGAUUUAUUAGCAUAGAGAAAGUGCAAACAUCCAUGAGGAGUGUACUCAUAAUGGAGUACUGUGAAGGGGGAUCACUCCACCACAUGCUAGACCAACCAUUGUACUAUUACGGGCUGGUAGAAGAGGAAUACAUCUUAGUGCUGAAGCACGUUGCUGAGGGUAUCCAGUACCUGAGACAAGAGAAUGUGAUACACAGGGAUAUCAAGCCUGGGAACAUCAUGAGACAUAUCACCACUGAUGGCAACUCUAUAUACAAACUGACAGACUUUGGUGCUGCUCGUAAACUUGAUGACGAUGAAAGCUUCCAGUCCCUCUAUGGAACUGAGGAGUACUUGCACCCAGGCAUCUAUGAGAGAGCGGUUCUCAAACUACCAACAGGGAUGACUUUUGACGCUAAAGUUGACCUCUGGUCGCUGGGGGUCACCUUCUACCACACAGCCACUGGUCAGCUGCCCUUCCAGCCUUACGGUGGUCGAGCCAACAAGCAAACUAUGUUUAAAAUUAUAACAGAAAAAGAAAGUGGAGUCAUAUCUGGGGUUCAAAACUUUGAAAAUGCACCAAUACAGUGGAGGAGGGACUUACCUGAGACAUCCCCUUUAUCAAGUGGGUUAAAAUCUAUUGUGAUUCCCAUGUUGGCUGGACUAAUGGAGCCCAAUGCUGCGAGAAUGUUGACGUAUGAAAGUCUGUUCAGAAUUGUGCAGAAUAUCUCCACUAAGAUCAACAUUUGCGUCUUUCACUACACCCGCUGUGAGGACCUUAGAAUCUAUGCUGAUGGCAACACAACAUAUACUGGCCUGCAAGAUUUGGUUGCAUCCCUAACGGAUAUAGUGGCAGCGGAUCAAAUCCUGCUGGUGGCUGGGAAGUGUCUGGAUGAAAUUGUGGAUCCAUCCUUACAACUCAAGGACUAUCCGUCACACAUCCUGCAUGACAGUAUCUAUCUUUUUCAGAAAGAAAAAUCGGAAACAGCAAGGAUCAGUAAACCAGAAAUUCCGUCAAUGCCAGACUUUAAUCCAACCAGUGAUAUGGAUGGGGAUGCCAGGUUGGCACACAAUGUCAGUGCUAAAGGGGAGCUGAUCAAGAGAUACAUAGAGAAGGUCUCUAAGCAGCAGGAGAGGAUUAUUGGUGGUUUAUUGUGUCUGAGGGUGUAUGUAGAGAGCAGGCUGAGGAAAACCAAAAUCUCGCAGGAUUUCAUGAAACAACUGAUGGACGAGUGUAAGUUUCAUUACGAGACUUUCUUUGAGAUCACCAAAAUUCUCAAAGAUGUGAUGGUCACCAGGUUAAAACAACAACCACAUAUUGAUGUUACGUGCCUGAAUGAGGUGCUGGCAGAUGAUGUUAUUAAGCAAGUUCAUGCUAAGGCCAGUGAUCGUAUCAGUGAGAUAGAACAGUACAAAGAAUCCCUGCUGAAUAAAAUAGAUGAUGUGAAAUCUUAUGAACAUAAACUCUACGCUAUCUGCCAGAAAGAACAAUGCUUCAAGAAGACACAGCAUCACAUGUCUGUCAUUACAGGAAUACACAGUCGGUUCCGGAGGGAUAAAAAUAUCAAAUCACAGAUGUCAACGCAUGAUGAAAAUAUACAUGGAUUUGAAAAAGACAAACUGAAUAAAUAUUGUACUCUGCUGAAGUCCACCCUUAACGAACACUGUCUGCCCAAUCUUGAGAAACUACACCGGAAUGCCAUGGUGAUUAUAGACACAUUGACCAAAUGCUUGAUGAGGGUGACCAAGGUUGAAAAGAAUGUUGGGAGUGUCCUCAACUGUCAGAAACUUCUCAGUGAGAAGAUCAUUAAGAUGAAGAAGUCAGUUCAAAGUGAUCUGAAGAGGUAUACAGAGUCUGGUUACUUCUCUGCUCCCAGCGUGAUGGAGAGCUCUGGCAGGCUGGAAGCUGCGGCAUCAGAGAUCAGAUCCCAUGGCUACGACCACAUAUCUGCAGGCUUUAAUGAUGAUGUAAGACUAGUCUCCCACCAAAGUUUGGUUCUACAAGAGAAACUUGAGGACCUGAAGAAGCUUCUCAAAGGCAACACAGAAAUUAUACAGAGCAUGGAUGAUGGCAGUUUACAGAGCCGUGAGCCGACCAACAUGUUACAGAGCCAUGAGCCGACCAACAGAAACAAUGGCAACCUCCAGCACUUUGACGGCAACACAUGAGAGCCAGAGUCUGGCACCAGCCUGCAGCAUUCUCUGUGGACCAAUUUAUCCACCCCAGAUAAGUCAGCCACAGGGGAGACAACCCCCUGCCCAACUCUAGAGGCCAGUUACCCAGCAGUCUGUGAUAAUCUCUUACCUCCCCUGGUGAACAGGUUGAACCAUGACAGGAUUACUGUGAAUCUGUCAAAUGGGUCAAAGUUUUCAAAGAUUGAUACAAAUUUUGGCUGUUUGUUCAUCAGCACAUUAUAUUUCCUCGCAUUUUUUCUUACUUCUAUGAUUAUCUUACCAAAAAUUUAAGGAGUUUUUUUUAAAAUGUUUUUAUAACAGUUUCCUAUUGUAACUAUCUACUAAAGCAUGUGGUUUCAAGAAAUGUGGUUUUAAAUUUAAAAAAAAAAAAGGUAUUAGGCAAAUAGAUGCAUACAUUUUGUCCAAUAAACAGCCUUCUAAUAGUAAAUAGUCUGGUCUUUAAUUCAUUAAUUUGUUUUAUUUUAGAGUCCCCUUUAGUUUAAUGACAACACUCUUGUUUGUGUGUGAUCACACAGAGAAACAUUAAAACAGUGGCGUAGCUACACUAGGGGGUGCCACACCCCUUUUUAAGGUUGCAGUUGCCGACUCUUAUGCUAUUAAUAAAUAUAAAAGAUUUUUCUGCGCCUUCAUUAUAUAUGCACACAAACAUGCAAAUGGAAGGAAAUAAUGUAACUUGGGGCACAUUGCCCCAUCACACCCUCCCUAGCUACGCCAUUGAAAUAAGAACAUAAUUUGUAUCAAUAGUUUGAAAUAGAAGUCCAGAUGUAUUUGAAAAACCAGUAAAGUGAUAUAUCUCAAACUAUCUUAGUUAUGUCACGUUAACAAAAUAUUGAAGGAAAAAACCAACUACAAACUACAGCAAUAUACCACCUGCAUAGAUUUUGUAUUGACUUCUCUGUUGUGUUUAUUUAGGAGAACAUUUUAAAUGUACUUCUGUUUUCCUAAAGGAACAUGUGGUGUAUGAAUUCUAGAAAAAUUUUAUGUGAUUUAUUACAUGACCCAUAAAAUAUGACAUAAGUUUUGGUUGGUUGGGUAUUUGAAUGUUGGGGCGCUGGAUGGUGGUGUGUGAUGUUACUUUGUGAGAGUAGUACUAGUAUGGAUGUAGUACUUGUACAACUGUUCUGCUAGUAUAAGUAAGUACUAAAGUACCAUGUGGAAACGCCUGGCCUAUCUCAGAAUAUAUCACUUCGCACUGCUAUCCAGGUGGGUUGGAGAGUCAUGGAACUACUUGCUACACAUGGAGGUACUGGUAAUUGAUGGAACUACUUGUUGCAGAUGGAACUAUUACAACACAUGGAACUGUUACUAUUCAUGGAACUAUUUGUAUCUGAUGGAACUAUUUGUUGCAAAGGGAACUAUUACAACACAUGGAAAUGUUGCUAUUCAUGGAAACACUUGUAACAGAUGGAACUAAUCGCUACACAUGGAACUACUUUUUGCAGAAGGAACUACUUGAUUGUGAUGGAAUUACUUGUAAUGGAUGUAACUACUUUUUACAAAUAACACCUUUAAUACAGAUCUUGCAAGAGAUGGAAA